Messenger RNA from Danaus plexippus (monarch butterfly), 2757 nucleotides. RefSeq lists its product as uncharacterized. Lineage: Eukaryota; Metazoa; Arthropoda; Insecta; Lepidoptera; Nymphalidae. Bases 344 to 2665 code for a protein of 773 amino acids. The record is from RefSeq and is a predicted model, not a curated record. The transcript is spliced from 4 exons.
AUAAUUACUAGCACGGUUAAUUUACUCGUCACUUUGUAUAUUAGCAAAGAUGUCACUAACGAGUUACGAAUCUAUAUAAAAUAUAGGAAGUCACGAACUAAAUUUAUAGCAGAACAUCGCUAUGAUUUAAAAAAAACAAUGCAUUUGUAAAUAACGAUAACGAUCGUACUGGAAUUGUCUGUGUCUUGGACCGUGAACGCUUUCGUUUUCAAAGGACCGAAGUCACGUCAGAACAGAACAGGCCGUUGAGUCUAGCCUCUUAGGUAAACCUCAGUCGCUGAUCGAACACACGCUACCAUACACGCUUUCGGACGAUGUGGAGCCGUUAUAACAAUCAAUAAACAUGUACAAUAAGUUAAUUUGGUUAGCGAUUAUCGCGUUAAUGCCCGCCGACGGUAAGAAAUCGAGAAGCAAUGACAGUGAUUCUGUAGAAUCGACACCACAACCGAAUAUCCUUUUAUAUUCGACAUUCGGUUUCAAUGAUGUCGGUCCUCACGAUGGAUUUGUACAAAGUUCACCGGAUUACGCCACCUAUCCUAACAGACAGCAGGAUUCCCGAGUGAGGCUUUACGCACCAGCUUUUCCAUCGGCUAUAGAGGCCACCGGUUCAGACGGCUAUUACGAUCCUGACCAAACACCACUCGGUGCUGAUAACGAGGACCAAACAAACGUUAACAUAUUCCAACCGGUUCCUAUAAAUUUCUUUACACCCAAUCAUGAAUCCUUCAACGAGAAAAAGAAUACGGAGACAGAAAAUACAUUUGAUACGAGAGACGAUAGCUCAAAUCAUCCAAUAUACGGGACAAAAAUUAAUUCUAAAUCCAGAAAUAAACCAGCCAAAGACUUGAAUACCACUGAAUAUAAUAUUUUGGACAGUGUAUCCACGGUAAUUGAAAAUAAUAAUGACGAUUAUAAUACUAAUCUAGAAUCUAGACAUCAAUCGAAAUCUAUGAAAAAUCAAUACAAUGUUAACUACCCAUCCAUAAAUUCUCCAGGCUCAUUUCCAAAGGUAAUUGAUUUCACCGAUGCUAAGAAAUAUUAUCCAAGUAGCGUCGAAAGUAAAUAUACAAACCUUAAACCUAUUUAUGUAAACGCCUUCCAAACAGACGAAUUUAAUAAUAAAGAUGAGGUUCAUAAUGAUCAGGGAAGCACCAAUCAAGUGUCUUCAUAUAAUAUUAACGGAAAAGACAGCGAUGACUUUACAGACAAAGAGACGUCCCCAGUGAGCUUUUCGAAUCAAGACCAUUUACCUUCUUAUUCUAACGUUAAAAACAAUUUGAAGAACAACAAAUAUAAACUAGAUUACAAACAGAAAUUAAAAACAAAGUACUCCAACAAUAACAACGACGAAUUUAACAAAUUGCGAGACCUAAAAAAAGGUUAUGAGUAUUCAACUAACUACAGCACCGCCAGUUUUCAUUACGACUAUGACAAACCUAAGAGACAGUUUAAUAGCAGUAUAGAUGAAGUUUCACCUGAGAGCAGCAAUAUAAAUAUUGUGGGUCACCGAUAUCCAAAUAAAGAAUUUUCCAGUUUAAGAACUUUGCCAUUCUCGUUACCAGAUCCUGAUAUUUACAAACCAUCAGAGGAAUAUUUAAAUGCGUUUAAAAAUUAUUACUCCGAUGUACCUUCUACUGCUUCUCAAUGGAGUAGCUUUUAUAAGCCAAUUGAAUUGUCAUCUCAUAAAAAACAACCGAAAAAAACAUAUUUAUUCGAUGAUGACAAUGAAGAAAUCGUUCACAUACCGAAAAGGCCACACAGUAGUAAAUAUGGAAUGUAUUCUGACAGUGCAAUAAACGAAUGGCCGUAUGCAAACGAGUACACAUCCCAUAGUCCUAGCGUAACAAAACAACCAGAAUGGGCUAAAGAUUAUAUUAGAAAUAAAUUCAAAACAGAAGAAGAUCUGUUAGGAUUACGAAACCACGAUGACUUUUCUCCGUCUCAUCCGAGUUCAUUCAAGUAUAACGACCUGACGAAAGAAUUUGAUUUCGAAAAUUUAUCAGAGAGGUGGAGACAAAAUUUUUUAAAAUCAAAGGCUAAAGAACCUAACCGUGACUACGAAAGUUACGCAUCAGAUACUAAACCGAUUCACAUAUCUCGUCCUAAACCCUACGCCAUUGAGAUACCUCACCCGGUGAUAGUGCCGGUGCCGCAGCCGUAUCCCGUUAGGGUUCCGAUACCAAAACCGGUAGCCGUACCGGUUAUACAGGAGCUUACCGUACCGGUUGAGAAGCCGAUGCCGUAUCCGGUCAUCAAAAAGGUUCCUUAUAUCGUAGAGAGGCCCGUUCCCGUACCUGUUGAAAAACAGGUGCGUGUCCCGGUAGUGAAACCUUACCCGGUGCACGUCCCUCAAGUGAGGCCAGUGUUUCAUCACUCACAGUACGAAGACGAUGACGAAUAUGAAGCCCGCCCGGACACCAGGCGACCUGUCUACAAACGACACAAGAAUACACAUGGGCGCGCUCGUCCGACAACAAGACGGCCAACACGUACGGCCUAUCGUGACAACCAAAGACGACGUCCAGUCAGAAAGCCAGGGAUUCAGGGAGGCAGAAAACAUCUGAGAAGACCUACAAACUAUCAAACAGAACACUCCAGGUACGAGGACUUUGAACACAGUGAUAGUGAGUUUGAACGUUAUUGCCAAAGAACCGGUAAAUGUUGAGAUGUAAAGACUUCUAUAACAUCAAAACUCUAUGGAUCAUCACGUAAUGCAUUUCCUUAAAUUAUUUUAGACUAUAUAGUUAAGAUUAUUGU